This is a messenger RNA of Amoebophrya sp. A25, 621 nucleotides long. The record is from the annotation of a GenBank genome assembly. NCBI's taxonomy places the organism in Eukaryota, Dinophyceae, Syndiniales, Amoebophryaceae.
UAAUCAUGAGAUUAGAUCAUGCAGCUGCUCGUGUAGAUGAAGAACAAAAGAUUUUAGGUGAUUUGAUAUCUGCUGCGGGCUCCACUUCAUAUGUUGCUGCGAAGCCAUAUUCUCUAGCUCCAUCGAAGACGGGCAAGAUGAACUCCAUUGGAUUAAAUCCUGCUUCGCCUAAGCGCACUAGUUCGCGCGAGGACCUUGAUGAAUUGCCUAGCUUCCCACAGCAGGUCGAUGGAUCUCAUAGUGCUACGUCUUCAAUUGAGUUGGAGAUGGUGGAAGAGAAGGACAAUCCUCUUGUCGCCAGCAUGAUUAGCGAACAAAGUGGAACAUCAACUAUGUUUUUCCUUGGCGACAUGAAGGUAGAUGAUACAAACAAAGCACCACCAAAGAAGUCCUACGCGGGAAAGCGGUCCUCCAAGUUGGAACUAGCUCGAACAAGUCGGGCGAGCAGCGGGGAUAGGCAAGAGCGAACGUUUGUGCCGCCGCUUGCUUUGGAGGGUACUGUGGCGCAAGCGCCGAUGUGGACGACUCCCAGAAAGGAUGCGUCUCCGAGUUCUACGAGCAAACCAAGUGAGGCUAUUGUAGUGGUUGAUAUUCCGCGAAUAGUGGCCUCACCGAACCAGG